AUCUACUCAAGUUUCCUCCUUGCGCACGUCACUGAAAUGUCUGGUAUCAAAGGAAGAGUGUAUGCAAUUACUGGCGCUGCGUCGGGCAUCGGGCGUGCCUCUGCAAUCCGCCUAGCGGAGCUUGGAGCUGGAGGACUAGCUAUUUGCGAUGUCAAUGCGGAAGGCCUCGACAAAACUGAGAAGUUAUGCUCGCAGGCAGGUACUAGAGUAAUUGCGUCCGAAGUUGAUGUUCGAAGUCAGCAAGAGGUCCAGAAUUGGAUUGACAGCACCGUUGCUGAGUUCGGACGUCUCGAUGGAGCUGCAAACAUUGCUGGAAUUGCAGGCGGCGCAGGUGAUACAACUUGCGCAACCAUUGAAGAGUCUGACUGGGAUCGCAUGAUGAACGUCAAUCUUAAAGGCGUCAUGUGGUGCAUGAGAGCCCAGAUUCCGCACCUCCCCCGCCCGGGGGGAGCUAUCGUCAACAUCUCCAGCACCUCGGGCCUCAGAGGCUUCCCUCACAAUGCAGCCUAUUCAUCGAGCAAGUUUGGAGUCAUCGGCCUUACAUCAUCUGUGGCUGGCGAGUUUGGCGCUGAGGGUCUUCGCAUCAACUCCCUCCUACCGGGACCGAUCCGAACUGAGAUGUUCGAGGCGGGCGAAGCGAAGGGGUUGUUUGACUCGGAAAAGAUCAGCAAGUUAACGUGCCUUGGUCGCAUGGGCAAGCCUGACGAGGUGGCCAAGGUUCUGUGUUUCUUGUUGAGCGAUGAUGCGUCAUAUGUUACUGGGGCACAAUGGACUGUGGAUGGAGGGUAUGCUGCCUGCUGACGAGUGAAUAAUGGGCACCUAGCGAUGGGAGAAUGAAUAGCUAGUUGAACAAUGAUUAACAACGAGGAGAUAUGCC
Fusarium odoratissimum NRRL 54006 is the source of this 877-nucleotide messenger RNA. RefSeq lists its product as uncharacterized. The record is from RefSeq and is a predicted model, not a curated record. The transcript has 5 exons. Lineage: Eukaryota; Fungi; Ascomycota; Sordariomycetes; Hypocreales; Nectriaceae. Gene Ontology annotation, molecular function: oxidoreductase activity. Bases 37 to 801 code for a protein of 254 amino acids.